AUGCGCUCGGUGUGGCUGCCAGAGCUGGGUAACAUGGAUUCUACACAGAAGAAACGCUCGGAAGGUAUGGGUCUUUAUGUGGACAGCUCGAUCUUUGUGAUCGAGAUGAAACCCACUCCACUCUUCAUCGCUCAGAUGUAA
Molecule: messenger RNA, 141 nt
Organism: Phytophthora nicotianae INRA-310
Lineage: Eukaryota; Oomycota; Peronosporomycetes; Peronosporales; Peronosporaceae
Exons: 2
Coding region: 1-141 (46 amino acids)
Source: RefSeq, a predicted model, not a curated record